AUGGCAGCACCACAAGGGGGAUACCCUCCCCAAGAAGGGUACGAUCAACCCGCCUACGGUUCUCCCGCUCCACAGCCCGGAGCUCCCCAAGGCCAGGCUGGAGGUAGGAAGAAGCGAGCUUAUGCUGGCGAGGCUUUCGACUUCGGCUCUGGUGCCAAUGCUGCUCUGGGAGGUCAGCCACUGGCCGGUGGCAGCUACGGAGCCUACCCCGUCCAGCCCCAAGCUCAACCCGCGGCGUACCAGCAGCCUAUGUAUGGAGUCGACCCAACCCAGCAGAUGCAGGCACCGGUGUCUGGAUACGCUCCUCCAGCUGCCCCGGGUGCUGCGCAGAUGACCCAGCAAUUCGGCGCCAUGGGCAUGGCCGAUCCGCAGCAGAUGGCGCCGCAGGCUGCCCAAGUUCCGAGACCUGUCCCUCUUAACCAGCUCUACCCGACGGACCUCCUCACUCAACCUUUCAACGUUGCGGAAUUGGACUACCCCCCUCCUCCGAUCGUUCUGCCACCCGGUACUAGCGUUUAUCCGUCCCCCUAUGCCAAUUGCCCUUCCAAAUACGUCCGAUCCACCCUGAACGCCGUUCCCACGACGCAUUCUCUCCUGAAGAAGUCCAAAUUGCCCUUUGCUCUCGUCAUUCAACCAUAUGCGGCCCUGCACGAUGCGGAAGACCCCAUUCCAGUUAUUCCAGACCAAGUCAUCUCGCGAUGCAGACGGUGCCGAUCCUACAUCAAUCCUUUUGUGACCUUCCUCGACCAUGGCCACCGCUGGCGCUGUAACAUGUGCAACUUGACAAACGACGUACCCCAGGCCUUUGAUUGGGAUACUACUUUGCAGAAGCCGGCGGACAGAUCACUGCGCUCCGAUCUCAACCACUCCGUCGUUGAAUUUGUCGCUCCCCAGGAAUACAUGGUUCGCCCUCCUCAGCCACUCGUCUACCUCUUCUUGAUCGACGUCAGCUAUGCGUCCGUCACCAACGGCCUCUUGGCCACGAGCGCACGAUGCAUCAAGGAGAGUCUUGACAGAAUUCCGAAUGCAGACCGACGUACGCGCUUGGGCUUCAUCGCCGUUGACUCAAGCUUGCACUACUUCAGCAUUCCACGAGAUGGCUCGGAGAACUCGGACCCAAGAAUGCUUGUUGUUAGCGACCUCGAUGAACCUUUCCUUCCUAUCCCCGGCGAUCUUUUGGUAACUCUCAGUGAAUGCCGAGAAAAUGUUGAGUCUUUCCUCGACAAACUGCAAGAGAUGUUCCAGAACACCCAGAACAAUGCCUGCGCCAUGGGAUCUGCUCUGCGGGCUGGUUACAAGUUGAUUGCUCCCGUGGGUGGAAAGAUGACUGUUCUUAGCUCUUCUUUGCCUAAUGUCGGACAUGGUGCUCUGACUAUGAGAGAGGACAAGAAGGUUUUGGGUACAAGCAAAGAGAGCAGCCUUCUGCAGACCGGAAACAGCUUCUACAAGAGCUUUGCUGUGGAGUGCUCGAAGGCCCAGGUAUCCGUGGACAUGUUCUUGUUCUCAUCCCAGUACCAGGAUGUGGCCUCGUUGAGUAACCUGCCGAGAUAUACUGGUGGACAGACCUACUUCUACCCCGGAUGGAACGCCGCUCGGGGCGAGGACGCAAUCAAAUUCGCGCGUGAAUUCUCUGACUACUUGUCCUCAGAAAUUGGUCUGGAGGCUGUUCUCCGUGUCCGUGCCACAACUGGUCUGCGCAUGAGCACAUUCUACGGAAACUUCUUCAACCGUAGCUCCGACCUGUGUGCCUUCCCGGCUUUCCCUCGUGACCAAGCAUAUGUCGUUGAAGUUGCUAUUGACGAGACUGUCACAAAACCUGUUGUCUGCAUGCAGUCAGCCGUCCUCCACACCACUUGCAACGGCGAGAGAAGGAUCCGUGUUUUGACCUUGGCGCUUCCCACUACUCAAAACUUGGCUGAUGUGUAUGCAUCUGCGGAUCAGCAGGCUAUUGCUACCUACUUCAGUCACAAGGCCGUUGAGCGGGCUCUUGGAAGUGGUUUGGAACCUGCCCGUGAGGCGUUGCAGGCCAAGGCUGUGGAGCUGCUGUCAACAUACCGAAAGGAACUUGCAGGUGGAAGUGUGAGCGGUGGUGGUCUCCAGUUCCCUGCCAACUUGAGAGGAUUGCCUGUUCUCUUCCUGGCGAUGAUCAAGAACCUUGGUCUCCGCAAAUCCGCCCAAAUCCCGACCGACAUGCGCUCUGCAGCACUCUGCUUGUUGUCGACUCUCCCUCUUCCUCUUCUCAUGCAAUACAUUUACCCCAAGAUGUACUCGCUGCACGACAUGCCCGACACGGCGGGUCUGCCAGACGAACAGACAGGCGAGAUUAUUCUCCCUCCGGCCAUCAACCUGUCAUCCGAGCGAAUUGUUCCUUACGGCCUGUAUCUCAUUGAUGACGGACAGACUCAAUUCCUUUGGGUCGGACGGGAUGCCGUUCCACAGCUCCUCGUCGAUGUCUUCGGACUGCCCGAUAAGACGCAGCUCCGUGUGGGCAAGCAGAACCUUCCCGAGCUCGACAAUGAUUUCAACCAGCGGGUUAGAGCGGUGGUGGAGAAGAGCCGAGAUCACCGGGCUAAGGGUGCUGGCAGCAUUGUGGUGCCACACCUGUAUGUGGUCAAAGAAGACGGUGAGCCAGGUCUUCGGCUGUGGGCACAGACCAUGCUGGUGGAUGACCGGACCGACCAGAGCGCGAGUCUGGUGCAAUGGAUGGGAUCGCUGCGGGAAAAGGUUUGA
This is a messenger RNA of Aspergillus wentii DTO 134E9, 2730 nucleotides long. RefSeq names its product COPII subunit SEC24. The record is from RefSeq and is a predicted model, not a curated record. Lineage: Eukaryota; Fungi; Ascomycota; Eurotiomycetes; Eurotiales; Aspergillaceae. Gene Ontology annotation, cellular component: COPII vesicle coat; endoplasmic reticulum exit site. Gene Ontology annotation, biological process: COPII-coated vesicle cargo loading; intracellular protein transport; endoplasmic reticulum to Golgi vesicle-mediated transport. Bases 1 to 2730 code for a protein of 909 amino acids. Gene Ontology annotation, molecular function: SNARE binding; zinc ion binding. The transcript is spliced from 3 exons.